Molecule: messenger RNA, 702 nt
Organism: Diatraea saccharalis (sugarcane borer)
Lineage: Eukaryota; Metazoa; Arthropoda; Insecta; Lepidoptera; Crambidae
Source: the annotation of a GenBank genome assembly
AUGAACACUACUGCCGUAGCGGCCCUAGGAGUACUGGUAGUGUUGCUGCUCUUGGUGUUUAGAUGGAAAUGGAGAUCGGGCAAAGUAGAGGUGGAAAUGGAAUGCCCUCCGUGUGCGCAGGUGACGCUGGUGCACCGCCUCUGUCCCCACCACAACGUGGUGCAGAGCUUCGAGGUGGAACAGAAGGACAGCCUCGACGAACACCUCGAUGUACUGACCAGGAAACUCGCUGAGAGGGAAGGCCGUCUGCGCCUCUCUAAGUCAAAAAUCCGGGAAACUCAGCAUGAGAUUGAGAGUCUGCAUGCAAUUGAUCACGACGUGCGCCAGAAAUACCGAGAAAUCAUGGAGUCUUUGCGCAACGACCUACUUACUAACGAGAGAGAGUGCAAGAGACUGCAGGAACAGAUCGAAUGGGUGUCGAGGCGACGCGCUGAAAUACGAGACGAGGUUCGCCGAGGUCAAAAGCUAUACGGGGAAGCGGCCGCUGAACUGGCCAGUAAUUUGGCAGAACUGCAACGAGGCCGACUGACCGAGCAUAGAGUCACCGAUAAGCCACAGAGACAGCACUCACUGACCUCCCUCAGGCACCGUAAAGAACCCCAACUCCCUAGAGCCUCGCCCGUUCGAUCCAUAGUAAUCAAAUCACCGCCUGAAUCGCCUGAAGCGAACGUAUCGAAUACUGAUACGCCUGCAUACCAAUGA